AUGUCUGGAGACGGCGAGACUCCCAGCCCCAUGAAGGCACCCGCCGGCAAACAGCGCAAGUUGAAGCGUAUUAUGGACUCGGAUGACGAGGCCGACUCGCCUGUUAAGGCCAAACCUGAGACUACUGCACCUGUUGCCUCCAUCUUCAACAUGGCGAAGCCUAAGGCGCCUUCGCCCAAGGAGGCCGCUAAGGAAGAGACCAAGCCCGCAAAACCCUCGUCACAAAACGGCAAACCGCUUGCUUCUAUCUUCCAGAAGCCUGUCAAGGUGGAGAAGCCGAAGGAUGACGAAGAGCACGUCCCCGUCGAGGAGGAAGAGGGUGAGGAUGAGAUCAGCGACGAGGAGAUGGAGGAGCAGGAGGAGAAAGCUGCCAGCAAGCUCGUCCCCUACGCCGCCCUCGUGUCGACUUUCGAGAAGAUUGAGGCUACCACGAAACGAUUGGAGAUCCUCCAGAUCCUCACGCAGUUCCUGCUGGUCGUUGCAAAGCGUGACCCGGCGAAGGAUGCGAAGACCUCUAACCUGCUGAAGGUCGUCUAUCUGUGUAUCAACCGCCUCUGCCCCGACUACGAGGGUACGGAGCUGGGCAUUGGAGAGUCGCUCCUGGUGAAGGCCAUUGCUGAGAGUACCGGACGCAAUGCCAACAAGAUCAAGGAGGACCUGCGCAAGGAGGGCGACCUGGGCAAGGUCGCCAUGGUGAGCGGAAGCUCGCGUCCUCAGCUGACAUCAGAAUUCCCGAAACGUUCAGCCGACGAUGUUCAAGCCCAAGCCUCUGACUGUUCCGUCCGUCUUCCAGAGCCUUACGGAUAUUGCCAAGGUGUCGGGCAACUCGCACGCAAAGUUGGUAUCAUCAAGAAAUUGCUGUCGGCGUGCCAGGGAACGGAGGCCAAGUUCAUUAUCCGCAGUUUGGAAGGCAAGCUUCGGAUAGGUCUCGCUGAGCGAUCACUUGUUGUUGCUCUCGCACACGCCAUGGUGCUGAAGGAGCUGGGAGACAAGAAGGUCUCUCCCGAGAAGCUCGCUCAGAAGUUGGAGGAAGGAUCAGAGGUCGUCAAACAGGUGUACAGGUGGGUACACCCCAAGUGUUGGCAUAUCUGA
Messenger RNA from Trichosporon asahii var. asahii CBS 2479, 1092 nucleotides. Its product is annotated as DNA ligase. Gene Ontology annotation, cellular component: mitochondrion; nucleus. Gene Ontology annotation, biological process: Okazaki fragment processing involved in mitotic DNA replication; DNA repair; DNA recombination. The record is from RefSeq and is a predicted model, not a curated record. The coding region runs from base 1 to 1092 and encodes 363 amino acids. Gene Ontology annotation, molecular function: DNA binding; DNA ligase (ATP) activity. The transcript is spliced from 5 exons. NCBI's taxonomy places the organism in Eukaryota, Fungi, Basidiomycota, Tremellomycetes, Trichosporonales, Trichosporonaceae.